AUGGAAGUCUCACCCAAAAACACCCAUGUGCAGAUAACACCGCCUGGUGACAUUCGAGAAGGCUCCUAUGUGAACCUCAGCUGUGUUAGCCGUGCCCAUCCCCCUACCAGCAGGCAUGCUUGGUAUCGCAUCCUAGGAGACCAGGUGCUAGCAAAAGGAAGCGUCCAGAACUUGACGUUCCCUUCAGUGCGUGCUCACCAUGCCGGUCAGUACUACUGCAUGGCCUGGAACCGAUUAGGACACCAAACCUCUCAUAGCGCCGCUCUCACUGUGCUGUACCCUCCGAAGAACACUUCAGUGCUGGCUCGUCCUUCCAGCGUGGUGGAUGCUGGCCGGCCUUUGACUCUGACCUGCAGCAGUCAGGCCAACCCAGCCGUGGACAACUUCACUUGGCAUCGUUUAACACACAACGGCGCAUCAGUACAAUGUUAG
Messenger RNA from Hippocampus comes (tiger tail seahorse), 432 nucleotides. Its product is annotated as B-cell receptor CD22-like. NCBI's taxonomy places the organism in Eukaryota, Metazoa, Chordata, Actinopteri, Syngnathiformes, Syngnathidae. The coding region runs from base 1 to 432 and encodes 143 amino acids. The transcript has 4 exons. The record is from RefSeq and is a predicted model, not a curated record.